This is a messenger RNA of Mustela erminea (ermine), 2570 nucleotides long. It is a transcript of the gene ACP7, whose product is annotated as acid phosphatase 7, tartrate resistant (putative). Lineage: Eukaryota; Metazoa; Chordata; Mammalia; Carnivora; Mustelidae. Gene Ontology annotation, molecular function: metal ion binding; acid phosphatase activity. The transcript is spliced from 13 exons. The record is from RefSeq and is a predicted model, not a curated record. The coding region runs from base 360 to 1676 and encodes 438 amino acids.
CAAACCUUUCGCUGAGAGUGAGAUGUGGGUAAGAGCCAGGGCUCUGGAACCAGGACCCCAGGGCUCCAGCCCCAGCCCCAUCAGUCCUAGCUUUGCAGGGAAUCACUGUGGCUCGUUGUCCUCAUCAGUGAUACGGCGGUCAUGAUCAUAGCAGCCACCACACAUAGGAAUGUUCAUCUGGAUAACCAUCCCCUUGAGGACCUCCCCGCCAUCCUGCCUCCUCCUGCCCCUGACGUUGCCCAACCUCCCUCCACUCUCCAUCUUCCCAGCCCCAUUGUGCUGUUCUGGACCGCAUCUGAUCUGCUGUGGAUACCUCCCCUUCCCCAUCUGCCCCACCGCCCCAACACUGUCCCCUUACCAUGCACCCCCUUUGUCCCUGCUGGUCCUGCUGCUGUCUGCUCCUGGUUUUCUCCUUGGGAGUCCUGGGGACCCCAGUGGCUCCCAAGGCUGCCCCUGAGCAAGUCCACCUGUCCUACCCAGGUGAGCCGGGCGCCAUGACGGUCACCUGGACCACAUGGGUCCCCACCCCUUCCGAAGUGCAGUUCGGGCUGCAGCUUGCGGGGCCCCUGCCCCUCCGGGCCCAGGGCACCUUCAGCCCCUUUGUGGAUGGGGGCGUUCUCCGGCGGAAACUCUACAUACACCGGGUCACACUGCGGGGGCUGCUGCCGGGGGUCCAGUAUGUUUACCGCUGCGGCAGUUCUCAGGGCUGGAGCCGUCGGUUCCGCUUCCGGGCCCUGAAGAAUGGUCCCCACUGGAGCCCCCGUCUGGCUGUGUUUGGGGACCUGGGAGCUGACAACCCGAAGGCCUUCCCGCGGCUGCGCAGGGACACCCAGAAGGGCAUGUACGAUGCUGUUCUGCAUGUGGGAGACUUCGCCUACAACAUGGAUCAGGACAAUGCUCGUGUCGGGGACAAGUUCAUGCGGCUCAUCGAGCCUGUGGCUGCCAGCCUGCCCUACAUGACGUGCCCUGGAAAUCACGAGGAACGCUACAACUUCUCUAACUACAAGGCCCGCUUCAGCAUGCCAGGGAACAAUGAAGGCCUGUGGUACAGCUGGGACCUGGGCCCUGCACACAUCAUCUCCUUCUCCACCGAGGUGUACUUCUUCCUCAAUUAUGGCCGCCACCUGGUAGAGAGACAGUUCCACUGGCUGGAGAACGACCUCCAGAAAGCCAAUAAGAACCGGGCAGCCCGGCCGUGGAUCAUUACCAUGGGCCACCGGCCCAUGUACUGUUCCAAUGCCGAUUUGGAUGACUGUACCUGGCAUGAAAGCAAGGUUCGCAAAGGCCUCCGUGGCAAGUUCUAUGGGUUGGAGGAUCUUUUCUACAAAUACGGGGUUGACCUGCAGCUGUGGGCUCACGAGCACUCCUAUGAACGCCUGUGGCCCAUUUACAACUACCAGGUAUUUAAUGGCAGCCGAGAGAUGCCUUACACCAACCCUCGAGGCCCCGUCCACAUUAUCACGGGAUCUGCUGGCUGUGAGGAACGACUGACCCCCUUCUCCCUCUUCCCUCGGCCCUGGAGCGCCGUGCGUGUGAAGGAAUAUGGGUACACGCGGCUACACAUCCUCAAUGGGACCCACCUCCACAUCCAGCAAGUGUCGGACGACCAGGAUGGAAAGAUUGUGGAUGACGUCUGGGUCGUGAGACCGCUGGUUGGCCGGAUGAUGUACCUCUAGGCACAGAGGCGGCUCUCAUCAGGAACCCUGGGCCUUGCUGCCUUAGCUAGUGUGACCAGACACUGCCCAGGCCCAGGUGAAGAGUUGGGGCAGGCCUUGACUCCCAGCCAUUCUGAGGCCCCAUGUGGGGUGCAUGCAGCCCCAUGGCAACUGGAGCAGCUCUCCCCUCCUGGAGAGGUGGGGGUACCACGGGCUGUGAUGGGCGGGUCAGCGCCCAGGCACAGAGCAAAGCAGGGCAGGUGUGGGGCUGCUCGGCCCUGCUCCCCUGCAUAGCACUGACAGGGCGGGGUGCCUACGGGGCCCCAGGAAUAAAGAGACUUACAGCUGUGGCUCCGUGGACUGUGCACUUUUGCCGGGGAUGCCCCCUGGCCGGUCUCCCCGCCCCUCCCCUCCUACCCCACCCCCCCACCCCUCGCAUGGGCGGGGCCAUGGGCACCCCUAAGUCAGCAGGGUUGGUACGGCUGGCUGGCUGUCAUGACACCACUCUCCAGCAGGUGGUGUCAGUGACUUUCUCCUCCUAGGCUGACCCUCAAGGCUCCCACUGCCCAAGGCACCCUAAACUAGUGUCGCCUUGUGCCUCAGUUUCCCAGCACUGAGAAGUGUUAACACUCCCGCCUCCAACCUGGGGGUUCUGACAAGCCUUAGGAUCUCACAGACCUUCUUUUCUCCUCCCCUUUCCCUUCCUUUUCUCCUCCCUGUCUCUAUCCCCUUCCUUUUUGUGUAUUCACCCAUUAUUUCUUGGGCAUCUCCCAUGUGCCAGGCCCCGGUCUCAGUCCUGGGAGACAGCUGUGAGCAAGCCAGAGAUCUCUGCCUUCACAGAGCUGAUACUCUAACCAGGGGGUCAGACAGCAAACACAAUAAAUGAGAAAAGUGUAAAGCAGGGUAAAAAUUGGG